AUGUCCCGCAGAAGUUCUGUCCCGAUCCCAGCUCCAGCAGAAACUGUUGGUUCUGGCUCCAGUGCGAACAACAAAGAUCCAGCCCAGGAUAAACAGAAAAUGCUUCUCUCCACAGAUACAGGGCAUUUUAGUAUGAUCAGGGCCCUUCACCUGGCCGAUCUGAUUACUGAAUUAAAUGGUAAGAGUGUUGCUUUCCUGAUUCUGCGGAGGCAAGUUGUAUCUAUGUGUCUCUUCUUGAGAGUUCCUCGACUCAUAUCCUACUGUGUAGUAAUGUCGAUAUUCUCCUCAAUGCGAUACUGCCUUGGGGAACCAGAUCAGUUUGGGGCAUUAUGGAUCGCACUAGCAUUCAUGCCGUUUGGGCUGUUCUUCGACUUCAUGGACGGCAAAGUCGCCAGAUGGAGAAGAAAGUCGUCGCUCAUGGGCCAGGAGCUUGACUCUUUAGCUGACUUGAUCUCGUUCGGUGUCGCACCCGCCGCACCGCCUUCGCGAUUGGAAUCCGCACCCCUCUUGACCACAUCAUACUCUCCUUCUUGGUGCUCUGCGGCCUCACUCGCCUCGCCCCGAUUCAACGUUACCGUUGCCACCCUUCCCAAGGAUAAAACGGGGAAAUCGCAUUACUUUGAAGGAACUCCCAUCCCGACCACUUUGUCCAUCGCAGCAUUGAUGGCGUACUGGGUGUCGAAAGGCUGGGUUCUCGAAGACAUACCCCUCGGCGUAGUAGCACGCGGAACCGCGUUCGAGUUCCACCCGGUGGCUGGCUUGUUUGCCCUAUGGGGCUGUCUGAUGAUUAGCAAGACGCUGCAUAUCCCUAAGCCGUGA
This is a messenger RNA of Uncinocarpus reesii 1704, 819 nucleotides long. RefSeq lists its product as uncharacterized. The transcript has 5 exons. Gene Ontology annotation, biological process: phospholipid biosynthetic process. Gene Ontology annotation, molecular function: phosphotransferase activity, for other substituted phosphate groups. NCBI's taxonomy places the organism in Eukaryota, Fungi, Ascomycota, Eurotiomycetes, Onygenales, Onygenaceae. Bases 1 to 819 code for a protein of 272 amino acids. Gene Ontology annotation, cellular component: membrane. The record is from RefSeq and is a predicted model, not a curated record.